UGGCGGUAUCCAUCACCACUUCCUCCCCACUGUCCACUCUAUUCUCAACACAGUCCUUCACUCCCUGUGCUCCGUUCUCUCUCUGAGGACUUUCUCCGACUGUCUCCUCCUCCUCCUCCUCCUCUUCGUCGCUGUCGAGAAUAAGCCUCUUGCGGCUCUUCCCCUUCCUCUUGAAGACAGAUUCUGCAACGUGCAAGAAAAGGUUCUACGGGGUGAGAGUGUGUGAGUUGGGGGCGCUGCAGUGACCAUGUCGUCGGGCAAGAGCCUGAUCUUCAAGCGGAAGAAGACGCAUUUGGAGGAGUCCAUGUGCAGUGGAGGUCUGGGUCUGGACUCAUUCUCAGACGACCUGCUAAAAUUCAGAGCCAAUGUCAGUGCUGCCGUUGAAGAAUAUGAAACUAACGCUGAAGACGAUGAUGCAGAAGAAGCUUUCCUGCCUGAUUCAACGAUGGUGCAGAACGGAACCCGAGAGGAGAAUUUCUUUGCCAAGAAACACACCGCGGAAGACUUUGAAAGGAGUUGUCGUGUGGCUGUUAGUACCGUGGUUCACACCAGAGACUCAGCAAAAGCUCAACUGGAGACAUACUUGCAACAGGUGUUCUCCCUGACUCCUGAGAAGUACGGAGCUCUAGCAACGGAGAUCACCAAGGAAGAGAAUCCAGAGCUGGUGCUGAUGUGCACAAUUGUCAGUGGAGAGGGGCUGUUGGCCAAAGACGCAAAUGGUAAGAGUGACCCCUACUGUAAGAUGACGAUACUCUCUCGGAAACACCAGGGCUCGCAACAGGUCCGCCAGAAGAACAUAGCAGACUGGUUGAAGACGGGACUAGUGAGAGACGCCCUACAGACCACCGCCAGACCAGAGACGCUCACUCCAGUCUGGAACGAACACUUUGAAUUAUCUAUAAAGGACCCUAAGGAUGAUCUUCUGGUCAUUGAAAUAUGGGACAGUGAUGAAGAUCAAGUGGGUGUCACAAAAAUCAAAGGUCUCAGAGGAUUUGGAAAUUUCAUAGCUGACCUGAGGAAGGGUGUGGACGAUUUCAUGGGGCGUGCGUUCUACCUCCUGAGCACCAUUCCCUCCAAGGGAGAGAGAAAGUCACUCGACCUGUACUCGCACUCGGCCAAGACAAAGUGGGGUAGCGUGAUGAUCGAUCUCCGAAUCCGUGGGUUGAGGGAGGGGCUGUCGUCGGCAGAGGCUCUGGCUGAGCACCUGAGGCUGACACGAGCCGUAGUGGACUCUGAGAGCAAAGUGAAGGGACACUAUGUGAGGAGAUGGAAUGCACAGUUGAGACCCAACGCCCACCUACUGCUGGAUCUACACGCAGAGUGCUGUGGCCUCAACAAACUGCAGCAAGUUGGAGUUCUGCUGAAUGUGCUACUGGACUACCACAAGUCGUAUGCGGUGCAGAUAUCCACAUUCUGUGACCUCAUUGCACACAUCAAGUCCUCGAGACACGUGCUGCCAGAGAGAGUUCUGGAGGGGAAGUCAGACCGAGACCAUCCUCUAUGGGUGAGCUCGCUCUUUGCUGAUGUCCACGAGCUAGGCAGCUACAUAUUUGACGUGAUGAAAGACCACCUCCUUGUCUUUGACCUCAAGACACCACAGGGAGUCCGUCGCAUCGAGAGCCACCUCAUGGCCCUGAGGGAGAUGUUCUCGUUCCAGACCUUCACAAAGAAGCUGAACCAGAAAUACAAGAGUUUGGGGAAGGCACUGGAGACAUCCAUCAUGUCCGCCGUGACAAAGGCCUUCACCUUCCUCAAUGGCAAAGCUGAGCCUCUCAGAAAUGACCCAGAGGACAGACUGAGGGCAUUCAAAGGUCUAAUCCAGCACUGGCUCCACCAGACACAGAGAAUCCUCAAAGACAUUGUCCCUCUCUUCAAAGAAGUUGGGGUGGACUAUAUUACCUGGUACUUCAGAGCUCUUGACCCACUGCUGUGUAGUGAGGCCACGUGGCUGGAGAGGUACAGAGCAGCAGACGAAGAGUCUCACACGGUCACCUUUGAACUCUACCUGUCCAUGAGGGACAUUGCUAACCUCACGGAACACGUGAAAGACGAGACUGUAAGAGCUGAGCUCAAGAUCAGAAACUACCACCUGUGGUUCUCACCCAUGGUGGCCAACUGGAUAUCCAGAGCACAGAGCCUCUGCCGGCAGUACAUUGACAAGGCCAUUCAGAUUGACAAGGUGAUCCAGGUGACAGACGAAGCCACCUUCUCCUCCAGCGCAGUGGACACCAAAGGGUUCCUCCUCCAGGUCGGAAACUUCUGGAAGCAUCUACAGUGGCCCAGAGCUGCCGAGUCCUACUCUUACACUGCUGCCAUUGUCCAGCACAUAUGUGACUGUGCUGUGUACUAUGCGGGACAAGUGUACACCCGAGUGACAAAUGAGGACAUUUACAAAGACGGCCAGUUCCACGCCAGCGAGAAGCUGUGUAUCAUUCUGAACAACAUGUGCCACUUGCAACAAGCUCUGGAGGGACUCAGCGAAACUCUGGAGCUAGAGAAAUACUAUCAGUGGUUGGAGGAGCAAGAUGCACAGACGGAGAAUUCGUCAGAGAAGGUGGCAGCCAUUGCUCGCAGCCUCAUCUCCAACCUUCUCAAGAAUGCAGACGAGGACAUCGGGAACAAGAUCUCGCUGACCGUCCAGAACAUCAGCGAGAAGGUCAAUCUGGAGAGAUUCUUCCAGGACAUGCUCAGAUCCGACAAGGACUCAGUCGAUGAAGAGACUGUGGUUCCACUGCUGGACUACCUCACACACAACCUACAGACUCUGGGGGACUUUCUACUCCCACAGGUCCUCUACCGGGUCCUGGCAAACUUCUGGGCCACGUGUGUCCACACCAUAGCCGCCUGCAUUCCUAACAUUCCCAAGAAACCUGGGAAUAACUAUAUUCCACGCUAGGCUCCACCUGGCUCUGCAGAUGUUGAGAGAGUUCUUCCACGCCGGUGGCAGUGGGCUCUCUAAUGCUGAACUUGACACACCAGAAUACUGGAACCUGCUCUGCGAUCUGGAGUUGACGACUCUGUCCACCGACAAGCUGAUCCUGAAAUUCCAGUCGGACCUGGUCGCCCAGUGCAAGGAGGGCAAAAACCUAGGGGACACUGACUGUCAGCGUGGCCUAUCUGAGACACAGGAAGGCAGUGGAGGUCACCGUCAUUUCUGCCGCGGGACUCCCUGGACUGGACAAAUCUGGACUGAGCGACCCGUUUGUGGAGCUGAGUCUCCAGCCUUACUCUCUCUUCACCGACAAACAGUUGAAGACGUCGACCAAGAAACAGACUCUCGACCCGGUGUACAACGAGAGUUCUUGCUCCCUGUGCCGAAGGAGGGGAGAAUGGACGUGGAGGGGGCCAUGUUGAUGAUGGCUGUCUUUGACUACGACAUGGUUGGCUCCAAUGACCUCUGUGGACUCUGCGUCAUUCCGUGCAAUCGGAUCCCCAAAGUGGGGAACAAGGGCUCCAUUACUAAGCCCACUGGACCAGAGAGGAAGAACUACCGUCUACCGCUGUUCAAGGUCCAGUCAACCACUGCCUUCAGGGAGCUGGAAGGUAGGAGCCAAGCCGGUGACUCAGCUGCCCACCAUUUCUUCAAGGUCUUCAAACUGUAUCUCGACGACCUUGCCCCGAGCGCAAGAAAGUCUCCAUUCGUAAGAGCCAUCCAGGGACCUAGCAGCACACUAUGAUACGAUGUUCUCCCCCAAUUGUAACGUUUGUGAACAGCACUACCAUGAAUUCCAUUUUCUUACUCUUCUCUUUCAAAGCUUCACUGAUGCUACUACCUCCUCUUGAAUUGAGUGUUUGUAACCUUAUCAAUUGAUUCUAUUACGCAAUGUUAAAACGUCAAGCAAUAGAGAAUUGAAAAA
Molecule: messenger RNA, 3857 nt
Organism: Geodia barretti
Lineage: Eukaryota; Metazoa; Porifera; Demospongiae; Tetractinellida; Geodiidae
Source: the annotation of a GenBank genome assembly